Messenger RNA from Gossypium arboreum, 1914 nucleotides. RefSeq lists its product as uncharacterized. The record is from RefSeq and is a predicted model, not a curated record. Gene Ontology annotation, molecular function: transmembrane transporter activity. Bases 302 to 1843 code for a protein of 513 amino acids. Lineage: Eukaryota; Viridiplantae; Streptophyta; Magnoliopsida; Malvales; Malvaceae. Gene Ontology annotation, cellular component: membrane. The transcript has 3 exons. Gene Ontology annotation, biological process: transmembrane transport.
UGAGAUCCCGUCGUAUCCCAAACUUCUUGCAGCAACCUUUUAUUCCGUCACCAAACCAGGGAAAACUCCGCAGCGUCAGAUCUGCCCAAUCAGCACAUAACACGUGUCAAGCCAAGUCAUUCAUAUGCUGUAAGACACCAUAACAUUUCCCAAACCAAGUCAACGUCUUUCCUCCAAGAGAACAAGGCAAACAAUAAAACAGUCUCUUAGAACAAGACAAAGGAACAGGAAAACAGAGCAAGUACCUGCUCUGUUUUCUGAUUAUCUACUUUUUUCCCCCAUUAUUCCAAUAGCUUUUACAAUGAAAUCGGAGGCUCUAACGUUAGUUUUAGUGAAUCUGGCGGGAAUAAUGGAGCGAGCCGACGAAUCAUUACUGCCUGGUGUUUACAAAGAAGUUGGCGCAGCUUUGCAUACGGAUCCAACAGGGCUUGGCUCACUCACUCUGUAUCGGUCCAUAGUUCAAACUUGUUGUUAUCCUUUAGCUGCUUACCUUGCUAUGUAUCACAACCGUGCUCAUGUUAUUGCUCUCGGUGCUUUCCUUUGGGCGGCUGCAACAUUUCUUGUUGCCAUUUCCACUACUUACCUCCAGGUAGCAAUUUCAAGAGGUUUGAAUGGGAUUGGCCUUGCCAUUGUCGUACCAGCCAUUCAGUCCCUUGUUGCCGAUUCAACUGAUGAUUGUAACCGCGGUGUGGCUUUCGGAUGGCUUCAACUUACUGGAAACAUUGGCUCGAUCCUAGGCGGCCUCUGUUCGGUCCUGAUUGCCUCAAAAACUAUCAUGGGGAUACCUGGCUGGCGCUUUGCGUUCCAUUUGGUUUGGAUAAUUAGUGUUGUUGUCGGUAUUGCGGUCCGUCUUUUUGCUAACGAUCCACGAUUUUCCGGUCAUGACAACGCAGCCAAAGAACAUGUUGGACACAAGUCUUUUUCAUCACUGGUGAAAGACAUAAUAAAUGAAGCAAAAUCAGUUAUAAGAAUCCCAACUUUCCAAAUCAUUGUUGCUCAAGGUGUUUCGGGAUCAUUUCCAUGGUCCGCUUUGUCAUUUGCUCCGAUGUGGCUUGAACUAAUCGGCUUCUCCCACGAAACAACAGCAUUGAUCAUUACACUUUUCGUGGUUUCCGGUUCAAUCGGUGCUCUUUUUGGAGGAAAGAUGGGUGAUGUUCUCGCAAAACGGUUCCCAAAUGGCGGGAGGAUCAUUUUGUCGCAGAUAAGCGCGGGUUCUAUGAUCCCCAUAGCCGCAGUUUUGCUUCUGGGAUUACCUGAUGAUCCUUCCACUGCAUUUAUGCAUGCUCUAGUUUAUGUCAUCAUGGGAUUUUGCACAUCUUGGAAUGCUCCAGCAACCAACAAUCCGAUAUUUGCAGAGAUUGUACCUGAGAAAUCCCGAACAAGCAUCUACGCUUUGGAUCGAUCUUUUGAGUCUGUACUGGCAUCUUUUGCUCCUCCUAUAGUAGGGAUUUUGGCUCAGCAUGUUUAUGGUUUUAAACCCAUACCUAAGGGAUCAUCGGACUCGAUAGAGGUCGAGACGGAUCGGAAGAAUGCUGCAUCACUUGCUAAGGCACUUUACACUGCAAUUGCGAUUCCAAUGGCUCUCUGUUCCUCUAUCUAUUCGUUCCUUUAUUGCACGUAUCCAAGAGACAGGGAAAGAGCAAGAAUGCAGGCAUUGAUUGAAUCAGAAAUGCAACAACUAGAGGACGAUCAUAAUGCUCCAUCAAAUGCCAAACAAUCCGAAUUCCGUGUGGCGGACUCGAAGGACAAAGAAAGGAGUGAAAUGUGUAGCAUUGAUUUGGAUGAUAACGAUGAGAAAUCUCUUCUGAAUCACCAGAUUGGCUUCUCAAACUUAGAACACUGAUAAACAUGUCGUUUUGCAGAAUCAUUUGAAACUAAAGUCAUAAAGGCUUCAUUAAUUUCAUGUCAACACAA